Acanthopagrus latus (yellowfin seabream) is the source of this 1055-nucleotide messenger RNA. RefSeq names its product centromere protein H (gene cenph). The record is from RefSeq and is a predicted model, not a curated record. Gene Ontology annotation, molecular function: kinetochore binding. Lineage: Eukaryota; Metazoa; Chordata; Actinopteri; Spariformes; Sparidae. Gene Ontology annotation, cellular component: kinetochore; nucleus. Bases 260 to 979 code for a protein of 239 amino acids. Gene Ontology annotation, biological process: mitotic spindle organization; kinetochore assembly; chromosome segregation. The transcript is spliced from 10 exons.
UUUCGGGCUGAAAAGGGAUGUAAACAAAACCAGUGAGCGAUUAAACGACGUUACUUUCGAAUUUUUUUUUCCCAGUAGAAGAAGCUCCAUAUGUGACAGCAGCUGAACGCGUGUGUCAAGUUAUUAUUAAGGUUUGAAUCAACAGUGGUUGUUCACUCUCACUGUGUAACGUUCACUGUCAGAGAAGAAUUUAGAUUUCUUUCUGACGUGAACCUGCAGCGUUGAACGAAAUUCAACAAGGUACCAGCACUGUUGUGUGAUGGACCCAUCUGACAGCGUGGGGAACCUCAACCACAUGAUGGAGGGUGUAGGACUGGAUAAUGGUUCCGCUUCCGAGGGCUCCCCCAGACAGAAGGAUACUUCGUCUGCAGACAUGCUGAGAAUAAAACAGCAGAUGUCUAACCAGUGCUUUGAAAUGGCGGUACAGCUCAGUGCAGGAAAAAGUAAGAGAUCCUGCAGCAUAUCUGAAGCUGAGAGAGACCUGACAGAUUAUGUCAGUGAGCUGGAACAAGUCAAGACUAUUAAUUUUAACAGCACACUGGCACUGCACAGAAUGCAGAUGUGGCAUGCUAUUGGAGAAAAACUGAAACAGAAUGAUUCAGAGGCAGAUGCCCUGAAAGCUGUGAGCGAACGCUGCAUGGCUCUUUGUUCACACAUCAAACAAUUUCAGCAAGAGUCAAGAGAUCUUCAAGAUGAAAUCACAGAAAUACAGAAGAAGAGGCUUGGGAUGAAGCGGCUCACACAUGAGAAAAUGAAAGAGAUGGAAGAACUGAUGUCCAAGAAAAAGCACCCAGAUACAGAGAAGUACAAAGCUGCGUUGGAAAAAGGCCGGGCGAACCUAGAGAAAUAUAAAAAGAUGGCCGUCAUGACACAGAACGUCCUCAGGGGCAUCCUCUUGGCCUGUAAAAUCAACUGGCUGGACGAUCCGAACCUUCGAGACAUCUGCAUGACACUGGAGGAACUUCCCAUAUCCGACUAGAGAACGCAUACAUUCAUUUUAUAUUUAUGUUUUUGUAUUGUAUUGUCCAAUAAACGAUCCACACAACAGUUCAAAA